CGGCGAGUACACACACACACACACACACACACACACACACAGCCGCCCUGACUUAGCCUAAGCCUCAGUCUGGAGAGAAGCAUCUUCUCUCGGCUCCUGAAGCUGCUUUCUGUUGCUUCCCCGCCCAUCCGUGCUGUCAGCAGCACCAGCAAAGUUGACCUCGAACUUGAACGGAACCGAAGUCUCCAGCUCCCAGGAGCUCUGCUGGGCAGCAGGCGGGACCCAGACUCCGAACUCUGUCGGCCCGGAGAAGCCCACCCUCCCAAUCUACAGCCGGCCUUUGCUCCCUGGGGACACUUCUGCCUCUGACCCGUGGGCCCCCAGGCUGGGCUGAAGAAUGGUGCGCUGAGGUCCCUCUGGAACCCCCUAAUCACAGCCUGGACCCGAAGCAGCCCAAGGCCCAAGCUGACAUGGCCAACCCCGUGCAGCCUCAGUUUCCCCCGGCGCAGGAGCCUGGCACCACCUCACCCCCAGACCUGCCUGAGAUGGAGAUGCUUCUCACCAAGGUGGGGGACCAGGAUGACAAGCCCCCGAAGCUGUCCAAGUCCCUGUCAGGGGCUCUGGACCUGGAGCAGAAUGGCCAUGGCCUGCCCUUCAAGGCAGCGUCCAGGGGGCACCAGGAGGCUUCACUCCCCCGGUCGCCCUCUCGCACCAGCUCCAGACGAGCGUCCUCUGUUGCCACCACCUCCUAUGCCCAGGACCAAGAAGUCCCCAGAGAUUACCUCAUCCUGGCCAUCGCCUCCUGCUUCUGCCCCGUCUGGCCCCUCAACCUCAUCCCCCUCAUCUUUUCUAUCAUGUCUCGAGGCAGCGUGCAACAGGGGGACCUGGACGGGGCCCGGAGGCUGGGCCGCCUUGCCCGGAUGCUCAGCAUCAGCUUCAUCAUCAUAGGGAUCGUCAUCAUCAUUGUGGCCGUGACCGUCAACAUUGCAGUUCAGAAGAAAUAGAAGGAACCCGACCUCUGCACAAGCAGAGCACACCAGCUGCAGCGCUCCCAACCCACGCCUCACACACCACGGAGGACAGGAUGUGACUGACUGCCAAGGGCCCACCUGUCCCCAAGUUCCAAAAGCACAAACUCAGAGGGAAAUUCCCAAGUCACUCCAUCUCAGUCCACAUCAGAUGGGAAAAGCCAGAGGAAGGAAGGAAGCUGAAUUUACUGUGAAACUGACCAGAAAUGUGUCUGAUCUCAUGGACGCAGCCCCCCGUUCUGCCCCCAGUGUUCUGGCUUUUCCGCACCCCCACAAUUUCCCGGUAUCUCCUGAGCAGCACAUACUGCCGGACAGAAGAAAUCAGCCCCACGAGCAGGUGAACUGCGGUGGGGAGCGGGCAGCACACUCCCUGCACUACCAGGAGCAAAGACGUGGGACUUUAUCUUUGUAUUUUUCUUGAGGAGGGAUAAGAAGGACUGUUUGCAUGCCUUGUGCCACACGCCUGCUGCGAUCCCAGCUGCUGCCCUCACCUCAGAGGCCCAGAGCCCCGAGCUGACACUUGGCGCGUGCCUGGGACCUCCGGCUGCCCUAGAAGGAGGUGACGGCCACACCUAUGUCCCCCACGGCAGGGUGGAGGCGCCCAGAGGAAUGUUGGCGAAGAGUGGAACAGGGACAGACACCCACGGACCACUUCCCGAACCUUUCAGCCUCGGAAGCGUCUCUGCCGAGAACUACGACGUCCUGGGGAGUCUCCCAGGAUGACCCAGUCCGCCUUUUGCCCCCUACCCGUGCUGUAGUCUGGAGCACAUACCGAGAACUCCUAGGGCCCUAACCUGCCCUCCCCUCCUCUCAGCCAGCAAGGAGGUCCUGAGGUCUCCCCUGGCGUGGUCUGGGGUACAAACUUGGGGCCCCAUGCAGAGUGGCUCAGAUGGAGCACAGGCUCCGGCUCCCCGAUGCUCUGAGCCUCGCCCUGCGCUCCCGGCCGUCCUGUCCGCAAACAGCAGGGGUUUUCCCUGGAGGAGGCUUUGGGAACGGCCCUGGGAUGCUUCCCAUGGGCUCCCAGGCCAUUGGCAGUGUUUAUGCUCCUGUAGGGAAGCGGACCAGAGGGGUUUUAUGAAAGUUUGUUUCUUGGUCUAGAGAAUUCCAAGACUGAGGGAAGAGCUUGGCUGAAGGGUCCAGUGUGUGGGAGAGGGAAGGGCCCCAGGUUUGGGAAUAUACCCACCUGCCGGAGGCAGGGCUGGACACCGCGGCUUCUGUCUAAGGACCGAAUGGGAUGCCUGAAAGGACUGAGCAGGGCCCUGGGCCUCCCGACUGGCUUCUGGCCCUGGAUUCUGCUCCAGCUUCUCUCUGGCACAGGCUCUGUCCACAGGGCCUCCCCUGUGCCCACGUUCCCCAUUGGCUUCGGCUCCCAGACUCUCGCAGGCGGGUGCUCCUGGCUUCCCCACCCUGGGAGGCCCUGCCUAGCAGCUGAGGUUACUGUGCGCUCAGCAGCAGGGCAGCUUCCCAGCCCCAGCCAGACUGGCCCCAGAUUGGCCAAGCAUGUUUCCCCUUGGGGUCCAUACUAGUCUCUCCCACCCUCUACAUAGGCCCCUGGGAGGGUGUCUGUUAGCACCGAGCCUCUGUCUGCCAGGAGCUCCGCGUCCUCAGUGCAGUCCAAGCCUCAGGGACCACAAGGAGGGGACGGGAGCAGAGGGAUCGCUCUGGGGUAAGCUCUCCUGAGUCAGUCCCCGAGCAGGGAAUAAACGCCAGCCUCCACACACCCAAAAGGAGGGGCUGGUUGGAUUUGCUUCAUGGAAACUUUGAGGCCAAAGUAAAGAUGCCCUGUUUGUUGGGGGAGUCUGGGGGUGACCCCAGAGUAUUUGUGUCACUUGCAAGGUCAGUCAGGUCAGGCCAGGGGAGAUGGGAGGUCAUAGGCCUCAGCUUUGGAAGGAGGGGUCAGCAGUUGCAGGUCUUCCAGCUGGCCCCAGGGGUCCUCAGCUUCAGUAUUUGAGGGAGAAGAAAGGCACCAGGGCACACGAUGGCAGAGGCGGGGCUCUGUCUGCAGCGUGGGCGUGUGCGUGUGCCCAGCACGCGCCCAGACCCGCCCCGCCCCCUCAGUUCCGUGCAGACACCGCUUCUCACACACUCCCACGUACUCGCACACUUGUUCACAUGCAAAACGCCGCUCAGGUGAGAACAGCCUCAGGAACAGGCAGAGCUGAGACAUUAUUCCAUUCAGACAAGAACAACUCGAGAGUCUUCUUGUCAUCCAAGGGGUUUCCAAGGGGUUUCCAAGGUAUAUGGAAGGAGUGGAAGCCCCCAAAGACCAGCUCCUCCAUCAGAGAGGAGUACGGGGCCUGAGAGGUAAGACAGGGAGGGAGGGUCCCCAGUGAGCCCACCCCAAAGGUGGCCUGGCACCCCCAGGCCUCGUCAAAGCUGGAAGGAUCAGUGGCCCUGCUGCCCCAGCCUCGUUGUGGGCCCGGCCGCUGGCUGCACGAACACAGUGGCCUCCUGGUGUGGCUGCGGGAGCUGACCCGGCCUCUCCCGGGUCCCCUAGGGAGCAGCGGAACUGCCCCUCCCCUCCGCCAGCGCCACACUCACCAGUCCGCUCCUCUGUAUUUCUCAGCAUGGAAAGAAAUAAAG
Artibeus jamaicensis (Jamaican fruit-eating bat) is the source of this 3551-nucleotide messenger RNA. RefSeq names its product trafficking regulator of GLUT4 (SLC2A4) 1 (gene TRARG1). Lineage: Eukaryota; Metazoa; Chordata; Mammalia; Chiroptera; Phyllostomidae. Gene Ontology annotation, cellular component: membrane. The record is from RefSeq and is a predicted model, not a curated record. Bases 411 to 944 code for a protein of 177 amino acids. The transcript has 3 exons.